AUGAGCAACGAAUCAGUGAAGGAAGAAGACGAAUUUGUUCUGAUUGAUCUUGACGAUGUUACGAGGCACAUUGACAUUCCCUCAGAUGCUCCAUAUACUUUAUCAGGAUUGGAUACUUUGAAUCCGGUCUUGACCAUUGAUGGGAAAAUCAAGCUUGUUGGAGAGUAUAUAGAGACAAUUGGUACAUGCCUUGCAUUCUCUGACAAGGAAGAAGUUCCCGCGGAUGAAAGCCAAACGGCGAAGAAGAAGCUUGUCGAACCUGUUGCCAAAAUCCACAAGAUUCUUAAGUUUCGGUUAGCAUUCGACAAUGGCGAUAAAAAAACAAACACAACCAAUUGGUAA
Messenger RNA from Arabis nemorensis, 342 nucleotides. Lineage: Eukaryota; Viridiplantae; Streptophyta; Magnoliopsida; Brassicales; Brassicaceae. The record is from the annotation of a GenBank genome assembly.